Prunus armeniaca (apricot) is the source of this 273-nucleotide messenger RNA. NCBI's taxonomy places the organism in Eukaryota, Viridiplantae, Streptophyta, Magnoliopsida, Rosales, Rosaceae. The record is from the annotation of a GenBank genome assembly.
AUGGAUAACUUGCGCUCGAAGUUACUGAUUUCUACACAAGUGAUUGUGAAUUUGGUUGAGGAAUAUAUCCCAAGUAAGUUCUUUCCUUGCCUCAGACUGCUUUGGGAGGCUUCUGAACGGGCAGAAUUGCAGGUUCUUCAAUCUGAAGGGACAGAAGUGGCUGUUCUUGAGGAUUUGAUGAGUUGGGACUGCAUUGUAAAAUUUGUUGAGGUUUUCAUAUUUGAGAAAACUCAGACUCUACUUGUCUUGACUUUUGCUGAACCAAAUUUGUAA